CGAUGACGACCCUCGUAUAACUAAAACUAGACUUUUUUAUGAAAUUCUAGAAAUAUACAUAGUAUAUCCCAGGCUUUCUUGCUCGAACUCUUCUGUCCUGUAAAUCGUGUGAAGUGUGUGGCCAAUACGGUGGGUUUGGGAGGCAGAGAUGGAGACGAAACCUACAGAAAUCAGCAGCUCGAAGAUGUUUGGAGGGUACAACAAGAGAUACAAGCACUACAGCCCAACCCUUGGUUGUUCCAUGACAUUCCACAUUUACUUCCCUCCUUCUCCUUCUUCUUCCCACAAAUUCCCAGUGCUCUACUGGCUCUCAGGCCUAACAUGCACAGACGAGAACUUUAUUAUAAAAUCCGGUGCCCAACGUGCUGCUUCAAGUGAGGGUGUUGCACUAAUUGCACCAGAUACAUCUCCAAGAGGACUGAAUGUAGAGGGAGAGUCUGAUAGCUGGGAUUUUGGUGUUGGUGCUGGAUUUUACCUAAAUGCCACCCAAGAGAAGUGGAAGAAUUGGCGUAUGUAUGACUAUGUUGUGAAGGAGUUGCCGAUGCUUCUCACUGAGCACUUUCCGCAGCUUGAGACGUCACGGGCAUCCAUCUCUGGUCACUCAAUGGGUGGGCAUGGAGCACUAACAAUCUACCUCAAGAACUUGGAUAAGUACAAGUCAGUUUCAGCAUUUUCUCCAAUUGUGAAUCCUGUGAACUGUCCUUGGGGCCAGAAGGCAUUCACGAACUACUUGGGUGAAAAUAAAGCUUAUUGGGAGCAAUAUGAUGCUACCUGUCUUGUAUCAGGUGCUUCAAAUCUCUCUGCUACCAUACUAAUUGAUCAGGGAGAAGAUGACAAAUUCAUGAAUGAUCAGCUUCUGCCACAUAAAUUUGAAGAGGCAUGUAGAAAAGGCAGCAUCCCUCUCCUCCUGCGCUUGCAGCCUGGAUAUGACCACUCCUACUUUUUCAUUUCUACCUUUAUCGAAGAUCACAUCCUUCAUCACUCUCAGGCUCUUAAGCUGUAACUGGCCAAAACCCCAUGUAAGCAAACUAAGUAUACCC
This is a messenger RNA of Cuscuta europaea, 1040 nucleotides long. NCBI's taxonomy places the organism in Eukaryota, Viridiplantae, Streptophyta, Magnoliopsida, Solanales, Convolvulaceae. The record is from the annotation of a GenBank genome assembly.